AUGCAAAAAAUUUAUAUAUGUCUUCUUUUAAUAGUAUUCAUAAAAAAAUGGGAAGUUUUCAAUUCAGUAAAUAUAAAAAAAGUGGAGUAUUAUUAUUUAUUUGGUUCUUUGAAUAAAACUAAAAACAAAUAUUCAUUAAGAAAAAAGGAAAAUUUAUUUUUUUUUUUUAAUAAAAACCAGAAUAAUAAUUACAAUAAUAAUAAUUAUAACAGUAUUAAUAAGGAUAAUCAUAUUUUUUCAAAAAUAAAAAAAAAAUUAAACUUAAAUAAGAAAAAAAUAUUAUCACUUAAAAGCAUUAAUUUAAGUAGUAAGUUAAAAAAAAAUAAUCAACUGAAAAAAAAAAAAAAUGCACACUUUUCUUUUAUUUGGAAUAAUAUAGCUAGUUAUAUAAAAAAUAAAGAUGACCAAAAAAAAAAAAAAUGUUUUCUUUACAAUAAUGAAGAACCACAGCUAGAUCCUGAAUUGUAUGAAAGCUUAGGGGGUUGCUUAGAAAAUGAUAUGAAAAAUAAUUAUUUUGAUACUUUAAUAGAUUGUAGUGAGGAUGAUUAUAAUUAUGAUGAAGAAGAAUUUGAUACUGAUGAUUUAAGUGAAGAAACAAAAAGGAAAAAAUAUUAUACAUAUGGUAGACCAUUUAACGAUAAAGAUUUUAAUUCUGAAUAUGUUCAGAAAUAUUAUCAACAUUUGCCUAAAUAUUUUGAAAAUGAUAAUAUAUGUUCCAAUAAAAAUUUUAAAAAAGUUUAUGAAUCAAAUAAAAUUGAAAAUUUGGAGAGAAAUAUAAGAGAGGAAGAUUUAUAUUAUCCAUCUGUUCCAAUAAAUUGGAAAACAUAUGUUUGUCUAUUUUUUGAUAAAAAAUAUAACUAUGAAAAUAGUAGUGAUAAAAAAAUUUAUGAUAAAUUUAAUAGAAAUAUACGCCAUAAAUUUGUUAUGGAGUUUUUAUCAUGGGUAAAAUUGUCUACAAGAAUAUAUCAGAACACGUCGAAAAUGUUGAUGUUAUUCAACUUAAAAAGAAACAACAAUAUAUAUGGGAAUUUGUUCUUUUUCACUUCAUUAAAUUUACAUUAUGCUCAUUUGUUUAUGAAAUCUAAUCCAUACGUUAAAUUAGGUUUAUGCGAAGAAUUAUAUUUAUAUUCAUAUGAAGGAAAUAAUGACCAUUUUCUCAUAGGUAAUUUUCCUAACUUAUUUAUAGAAACAAAUUAUUUACUGAUCAAAUUUUUUAGACCAAACAAAUUAAAAGAUAUUAAUGAUUUGUAUGAAAAACAUAUGAGAUUUUAUAUUACUUCUAACAUGAUUUUUAAAUUAGGUGUGUUAAAAAAAGUUCGUAAGGAUAAUUUAAAGGAUUUAUUUUUAACACCAUAUCAAUAUUUACCAAUCACUGAAGAACAAACAAAAAAAAUUUUAAAUAAAUUUGAUAAUGAAUUUAAAAUUUUUGAAAAGUGUAACAGUAUUGAAAUAAAUAAAAAUUAUGAAAUAGAAAAAGUAGAGUAUGAUAAUAACGAAGAAGUAAAAGAUAAUAAACAUAAAAAAAAGAAGAAAUAUAAAAAGAGUGAAUUAAAUAAAAAUGAAGAAAACGAAGAUACAAAUGAUAGAUAUGCAGAAAGGAAUUACAAAAAAUAUACUAAAAAUUGCUUGGCUGAACUAAGUAUAAUAAAUUGCAAAAGUAAAGAAGAUGCAAUAGAAUUUCUUGAAAAGGAUCCUUAUACAAGAUGUUGUUUUUAUGAUAGUAUAUUUUUUUCUGAAGUAGCUGAAGUUUCUCCUCAUGUACAAUAUUCAGAAGGUUAUAUGCCUAAAAUUCAUUCAAAACUAAAUUAUAAAUAUGAAUUGGAUACUAAUUUGAAUCCAUCGGAAUGUUUACAAGAUAGACCAGAAUUUUUAGAAAAUAAAAGUUUAAAAGAAAAAAAAUUAAAAUCGUUUGAGAAAGUAGAUUUUGAUUUAAUAGAUACAUUUAUAAAAAUGAAAUAUACUAACAAGGAAGUUGAGUAUGAAAAUUAUGAUAUAAAGGAAAAUGAUAUCGGAAUAGAAGCAAAUAUAAAAAAUGAAAAGGAUAUAAAAAUAAAAAAAAAAGACGAUUUUUUGCAAAAAAAUCAAGAAAAUAAUGAUGAAAUUUUCAAUGAGAAAUAUCAAAGAGAGUCUCAAAAUAAUUCUAUUAUAAAUAAAGAAUAUAAAAAAAUUAAUGAAGCUUCAAAUUUUUUAGAAAAUAAUAUGGUUAAAAAAAAAUACAAAAAAUAUAAAGUAAAAAUAGUUGAUUAUAAUAAUGAUUAUAUUGAUUAUAUAUGCAACGUUCAAAGAAACAAAAUAUUAUAUGUAAAGAAGAAAAAAAAAGAUAAUUCAAUAGAUAAAGAAUCGAAAAAUGAACAAAGUAGUAAUUCCAUUUUCAACAUAUUUGACAUUUUAUCCAAAGAUAUGAGAAACCCUAAUAUAAAUAAAGAGAAAGAUAUAAUAUUAAUUGAUAAUACAUUGCAAUUUUUUGAUCAUAUUUUUUUUAAAGAUUAUUUAGCAGAUUUUGUAUAUAUUUCUUUACCACCUGGUGAAUAUAUAGAAGAUCCAUAUUCAAUUAAAGAUGAAAAGAAUUAUGAUUUUACUAUUUUUAAUAAUUCUCUAGCUACAGAGGACGAUUUCCUAAAAAGAAGAAAUUUUCAACCAAGAUUUUUAAAAGGAAUAUGGUUAAAAAAAAAACAUUCAAAAAUAUUAUUUUAUGACAAACAAAACAAUGCCUUAUUAUUUGGAACAGGAAUUGAUAAAACCUUCUCAUGGAACAAAAAAGUAGACGACAAAAUCAUGAAAAGAGCAUUAUUAAAUAUGGAAAUAGCUUAUGAAAAAAUAAGAAAAGGAAGUUCAAUGUUACAAAAUGAAGUGACUAUUCAUCAAGAAAGUGAUAGAACAAUAAAAGAAUAUACAGAUGAAUAUACAUCUUUUCAAAAUAGAUUUACAUCUGUUCACAAUCAUUUAAAUUCUUCUGAGGGUUACAAAGAUUUAAAACCUCCACCAGGUCUUGAAUAUUUAAAUCCACACAUAUGGGAAAAGACUUCUGAUGAGCACAAAAAGUUAAUUUUGGAUACAGAUAAAGUACAAAAGAUUCAUUCUAAUUUUUUAAAAAAGGUUGAAUUAUAUAAAGCCUCAAUAGAUGACGAUCCUUUUGUACAAAAAGUACCAUCAGAAAAUGAUAUUUUAAGUUAUUCAGAUAAAGUAGAUAUUGAAAUUAUAUAA
Molecule: messenger RNA, 3204 nt
Organism: Plasmodium gallinaceum
Lineage: Eukaryota; Apicomplexa; Aconoidasida; Haemosporida; Plasmodiidae
Product: conserved Plasmodium protein, unknown function
Exons: 2
Coding region: 1-3204 (1067 amino acids)
Source: RefSeq, a predicted model, not a curated record